Molecule: messenger RNA, 2038 nt
Organism: Plutella xylostella (diamondback moth)
Lineage: Eukaryota; Metazoa; Arthropoda; Insecta; Lepidoptera; Plutellidae
Molecular function (GO): ADP-ribose diphosphatase activity; NADH pyrophosphatase activity; NAD binding
Source: RefSeq, a predicted model, not a curated record
UACAGGUUGUUUUCAGCCAGCUGUAGCUGUAGCUGUAUUUCAUGAUUGUUCAUGAUCUUGAAUUAUUUUUACGUUUCGUCAGUUUCGUAUUCGUUUUAUUGUCUACGAAUAGCAGAGGUCUCCACAUAAACUACUGCUGAAAUAAGUUUUGCGGGCUACCGACUUCGUAUGCAAACCGCAAUCAAGAAAAUACAUUUUACUAUUAUUCAUUUUUAAUUUCGGAGAUUACUGCUGAAAUAACUACGGCUUUGAAAAUCAUGGAACCCUCCCCGCACUUCAACGGCUCUACCGACCGCUACAAUGGUGUUACAGUUGAUUCAGUGGAAGAACCUUGUGGUGAAGCACUGUUCUUACCAAAACUAAAAGACUCAUUGAAAAAAUGGCAAGACGAGAAGAAGCGCUGCAUUUGGUUCAAAGUAAACAUCAAGGAUGCGGCAUGGGUGCCUGCGCUUGCUAGUGAGGGUUUCAACUUCCACCACGCCCGCGGAGAGUUUGUUAUGAUGUACAAGUGGCUGCCGGACAGCCGCUCCAACCUGCCUCCCGCGUGCCACACCAACCUCGGGGUCGGGGGGAUGGUGUUCAAUGAGAGGAACCAGCUGCUGGUCGUGACCGAGCAACACUACGAGUACCCACACUGGAAGCUUCCUGGAGGAUAUGUGGAAAGAGGUGAGGACAUAAAAGAUGCAGCUAUAAGGGAGGUAAAAGAAGAAACAGAUAUAGAUGCAGAAUUCGAAUCCAUGGUGACUCUCAGGCAUACGCACAACAUGAUGUUCGGAAACUCCGACAUCUAUGUCAUAGUGAAACUAAGAGCUACCUCAGACACCAUUGCCAAGUCCGAAAUCGAGAUAAAAGAAUGCAAAUGGAUGGAUGUGGAGGAGUUCCUGAACCAUCCGCAUGUUCACGAAUUUAACCGCUUCAUAGUGCGCGAGGCCUUAGAACAUGAUAAAAGGAAGCUGAAGCUGAAUUUACAGAAAAAUGCUGUUAAAAUUGGCAGCAUGUCGCGUCAAAUCACAGCUCUAGUGCUACAAGACGUAGUUAAUACAUCGUAAAAUAGAUUUUACAAUGAUUGCCAUACAUUGCGAGGUCAAGAGAUAAGACAUGUUUAGGUGAUAAACGAUAAAUACGCAGUGUGUUGUUAUGGAGAAUGAAAUGUUCCAUGUAUCUACGUAAUUACGGGUUUUUGGCUGGUGCAAGUAAAAGUAAAUAGGCCUUAGUUACCAUAAGUAUUCAUAGAAUUACUGGUGGUACGAACACGUUAAUUAAUAGGCAUAUAAUAGAAAAUACUUUAAGAUGACUCUAAGUACAUAGUACCUAAUACCUACCUUCCUUGUAAUAAAAAAAAUUAAAAAAUGCAAGUAACAUAAAAUAAUUUAACAUUUCAGUCAAUCAUUCAAUCGUGAAAUAUAUGCAGGUCUGGAUUCGAAGCCUAGUCCUUUGAGAAGCUCGCUCGCAUUAAGAAUUCUGCAUUAUGUUAUAAUUUGUCCUGUAUACUUCCCUCUUAAUUUAUGCGUUAAGUUCAAGGUUUUAGACCUACCUAUAAUACAUGAUAUGAGUAUUGUAGUGCCAUUUGAUUUUAUGAUGUAGGUAAGUAUAUUUUUAUUUAAUGAAACCAAUUUAUUCUACUUUGUGAUAUUUUUAUUGAAAUUAGGAUUUUAUGCUAGUUGACCAUAAUGUGAACAGAAUUAUGUUAUGAAUACUUACUGUGUAUCAAAUUAUUAAGUUAAUGUUAUCUAUUUUAAUCACCAAAGUUAUUGUUACCCAAUAAACUAAACGUGUGCUACCUCAACAACAAGUAGGCAAAUGGUUAAAGGUCAUUAUAAUUUACAUUUUCCACAAAGGUAUAUUGUGUGUUCCAUAGAUUUUCAAGAUAAUGUAUUUAGGUAUUCUAUUCAUAUGUACAUAAAUAAAUACAAAAGAUAACAAAGUAAAUCAUUGUUUUUGAGAAGGUAAAUAAUUAUGUUGACUAUAAUAUUGUUUUUAGUUGUGUACCACAUCUUAUUUUACAUUAAAUAUUUUUAAUAAAUAACAUCCCACCACA